This is a messenger RNA of Psylliodes chrysocephalus, 1068 nucleotides long. The record is from the annotation of a GenBank genome assembly. Lineage: Eukaryota; Metazoa; Arthropoda; Insecta; Coleoptera; Chrysomelidae.
AUGUCACGAAAUAUAAGUGUAAGGCGCGGAGAACGGAGUUUAGGCAGAGGACUCCCGGAUCCAGAGUUACAGUCUCCCGAAGCGCGGAAUGGCGCAAGUGACAUUCCCGCCCGUAGAACUAUCACAAGAUCACAAAUGAGCCACACACAAACAAGGGCUCAGCACCCAGAAGGUGUUACUCUUGAUAUACAAAGAGACACCCAAGGGACCACAGUAGAACAAUUGCCAAGAAGACGCAUGAAAUGGUCAAUAGACAUGAAAUGCGUAGUUAUUUCAUGGCAACAAAAGUCGAAACACAAAUGGUUAUGUACCGACAAAAAAUGUAUGACUUGUUUAAAAGUAAAUACCCAGAACUGGAUCCGAAACAGAGAUAAAUCAAAUAAGAUCAGAGGUGCAACGAGAUCUGAACCUGAAGUGAUAGAAGAAAUAGCGGAACCGAUUACAAAUAAUGAGAAUCUAAGCCAGGAUAAUGAAGUGGAACAAGAACCAGGACCCCUUUUUCAAAAUGCUGAGGUGUAUAAUAAUGUCACUACCGAAGAAGAUACUGUAAUUACCCAAAUAAGGGAGGAGAUCCAGCAAACAAUAGCACUGCUAGAAGAAACGAAUCCUACAAAAUGGCCUUACAUACCAAAUUUCAUAACUUUAGUUCAUAUCUGGUAUGAAAUCUUAAGGAGGAUUGAUCUUGUGCAGCUCAGAUUACAAGAUCCUAGAAUGAAUUUUAGAGAAGCGUUCCAUGAUCUUGAAUCAUUAGCGACUGAACUAGCUGACAUUCGAGACAAGCUCUGUGAAGAGGCAAUAGAAAAAGCGAAGUCUCUUUGUGAAAAAUGGGAUAUUGAUGCAAUAAUACGUGUAAGAAGACGCCGCAAAAUGCCCGGAGAAUUGACUAGAGAUGUUGGUCUUUCCGCAGAAAGUGUAAUUUUGCCCGUUAUGAAAAGCGUUCUUGAUCGUCUCCAACAAGAAAUAUGUACACGAUUAAGUGACCUUAAUUUCAAAUUUGGAUUUCUAAAAGAUUUUAAAAAUUUAUUAAACAAGGAUAAUGUUGAUAACGACAUUGAAAAAAAAAUGUAA